AUGGGGAGCUCUGGUGAGGCUGCCGACAAGAGCCUUGAUGUUUCAGUUGGAUGCUUGGUUUGGGUUCGCAGGAGAAACGGUUGCUGGUGGCCGGCUCAAAUUCUCAGUCCUGAAGAGCUGCCAGAAAGCUCCUCAGUUUCUGAAAAAUUAGGGACCCCUGUUAAACUCCUGGGAAGAGACGAUUCCAGUGUGGCUUGGUAUAAUUUUGAAAAGUCGAAACGUGUCAAAGCAUUUCGUUGUGGGGAGUAUGAUGACUGUAUUGAGAAAGCUAAGGCAGCAGCUAGUGCUUCUUCAAAAGUAGUGAAGUAUGCUCGAAGGGAUGGCGCCAUUCUUCAUGCUCUUGAGAUUGAAAAUGCUCGCCUAGGGAACGAUCCUUCUGACCUUUCCUUAGCUGUUGAUAAGAAAGAGGAAGAGUUGCAGUGUGAGAACUCCCUUGAUACUUUACAGAGUCUAAAAGAUACCGAAUAUUCUGAGGCUGAACAACAGAUGAGUUUUUCCAAAGAUGAUUCUGAUUCUGAUGCUGGUUCCGCUUCUAAUUCUGAGCUGGAGUUUUCUCAUUCUGGCGUGUCAUUUGAAGGGCAAAGUCAAAGUAGUACUGGAAAAGAUGAAUUGGCCGAGGUUAGACAGCAGAGAACUCCAAAUGAUUCAGAGGAUGAUGGAAUGGAAGGCAUUAAGCGCAUGAAAGGACUUGACGAUCUGGGUAUGGGUGUGGUGUCAUCAUUGAAAAGGAAGAGAUCUACAGUAGCACAUGCUCAUGAGUCCCUUAAAAGAAAAAGUCGCCGCCGAACAUUAUCUAAGGUUUUGGAGAGUACUGCAAUGGUAUCUGUACCUGUUUUAUGUGAACAACUUGGGAGUCCAACUGGAUCUUGUAUCCCUGGGUCAUUUGAUAACAAGAUUUCUGGAUUAGAUCCUGAUGGUGGUAGAAUUCUGUAUGAGAAUGGAGAUGCCUGUGAAUCUUCCAUUGGUAGAUGUACCGAGAAGGAGAAUGGAAUUUCAGGCUUGUCGGGGUGCCCUGAGAAUGAUUCUUCUGACAGUUUAUACGACGUGCCUCUUAUUGCGGAAGAAAAGGACUCAGCAGUGAUUCGUUCUGCUACUCAAAAGGGUCAAGGUGGCUGUGGAACUCAAUCUAGUCAAAGCAGUCAAGUGGAAACAGCUUCCUUGGGGAAUGAUGAGUUAAUUGAAUCUGGUUCUGCCAGUUCAGGAGCUGCUGAUAUCAAUAUUCUGAACAGCAUGUUAGAAAAAGGUGCUUCAGAAUGGCAAUUAAAGGGGAAGAGAAACUCUAGACACACCAGCAAAAACAAAAGGCUAGAUACAAGAUUUAUGGAUGUUGACAAGGAUUCCAGUCCAUAUUUGAGGGGUAUGGAUCAGGAUGCAUUUACCCUUGGUUCUGGUCGAAAAGCUGAGUGCAACUCGAUUGAUGGGGCCAGUCCUUUGGAUAAUCGGGUAAAGUCCAGAACAGUUACUGAUAUUCACCAAGAUGAUUUUCGAGGAUGGAGCAGUUCCCUCAAAGGAUCUCAAGAUGAGGACCUACCUGCUGACUUGCCUCCGAGGUCACAACCCUUGCGUAUGUCUCGUUUUGUGUUAAAUCCGAAGUACGACUCAUCUGAUUUUUCUCUGAGGCACCACAUUGCAGAAAAUUCCUUGUAUGAUGUUAAUGUUGAAGUUAAAGGCAGCUAUCGACCUCAACAUGUUCCAUAUAUCUCUUUAAUGAGUAAGUUAAAUGGCCAACCAAUUGUUGGCCAUCCUCUUACUGUUGAUGUCUUGGAGGAUGGUGCUUCUGAUCAUCUAAUGAGCAGCUCAGAAUGCUAUAGCAGCAGCUACGAGCUGGAUGAUGAUCAUGGUGACGAUCCGUUUGUUUUUGAUACGGUGUAUGAAAGAAGGUCGAAGUCAGGUGGAAGGAGGGGAAAGAAGUAUCGCAAAACAUGGGGUUCACCUUCAAAGCUGCAGAAGUCAAGGAAGAAUGGUGCCUUGUCAAAAAAGAUCCGAAGAUUGUCUUCUCUCACUAGCCACAAGCAUGGUAAUAACGAUGACAAGAAACCGAUGACGGAGAAGCUCAAGGGUCCUGCUGUAGCUUGUGUACCAUUGAAAGUAGUAUUCAGUAGGAUAAAUGCUUCCUUGAAUUGCUCCAUACGACCAACACAGCGCCUCCUUCCACCAGCCAGUGCGUGA
This is a messenger RNA of Oldenlandia corymbosa var. corymbosa, 2169 nucleotides long. Lineage: Eukaryota; Viridiplantae; Streptophyta; Magnoliopsida; Gentianales; Rubiaceae. The record is from the annotation of a GenBank genome assembly.